GUCCACGCGAAUUGCCGUCUGCGGAGGAUAUUCUUCAGCGAUCGUCUCUAUAAAGAAUCUGAGCUUCCGGCUGAGUUCAAACUGUACCUCCCUGUUACCCAAGCUAAGGCUGAAACGUGAUGAGGCUGUUUUGGAAGAAAUGAAACAUUCUUACUUUAUUCAGAAUUCUGCUCAACCCUCCUUUCCCGUUGCUCAGUGUCUGAUGAUCGACUCUCGCAUUGUACGAGACGUUGGCGAAUGCGGUCACUGUUUCGAUGACCGACUUCUCUGCAAUAAGAACCUGUACUUCAAAUCAUCAGCUGUACAUUACCCUAGUAUCUGUUCAGCACUAGAAAAAAACAGGUCAUUACCUUACGAGAUGCUAGACAUUGUGAAGUGUCCGGAAGACUAUCUUCUCGCUUACAGUGGCUGUUCCCACACCAAGAAGGUAACUCUUCACAAACAGUGCUAUUAUUUACCAUCUGCAUCUAAUAUACAGCUGCGAAUGCUUCCGGCCUUAUCCAAGGGAUAUGUUUUGUAG
Messenger RNA from Dibothriocephalus latus, 520 nucleotides. The record is from the annotation of a GenBank genome assembly. NCBI's taxonomy places the organism in Eukaryota, Metazoa, Platyhelminthes, Cestoda, Diphyllobothriidea, Diphyllobothriidae.